Molecule: messenger RNA, 873 nt
Organism: Branchiostoma floridae (Florida lancelet)
Lineage: Eukaryota; Metazoa; Chordata; Leptocardii; Amphioxiformes; Branchiostomatidae
Product: alpha-N-acetylneuraminide alpha-2,8-sialyltransferase-like
Exons: 6
Coding region: 1-873 (290 amino acids)
Biological process (GO): N-glycan processing; oligosaccharide metabolic process
Molecular function (GO): alpha-N-acetylneuraminate alpha-2,8-sialyltransferase activity
Source: RefSeq, a predicted model, not a curated record
AUGUCUUGCCGGUUUCUCCUGUCUCCAGACGUCCCCUCUAGCGAACAGAACAUUCGACACCUGCAGUCUUGUCGGAACAGCGGAGUUCUGACGGGAAGCGGCUGUGGGCGGGACCUCCGAUUUCGUAGCUGUACGUCCCCCCUAGCGAACAGAACGUACAACACCUGCAGCUUGACGUCUCCUCUAGCGAACAGAACGUACGACACCUGCAGCCUUGUCGGGAACAGCGGAGUUCUGACGGGGAGCGGCUGUGGACGGGAGAUUGACAAGGCUGACUUCGUCAUCAGGUUUAACCUACCUCCCGUGAUAGCCCAUUGGAGAGAGGACAUCGGAACAAAGACACAUCUCGUCACCACCAACGUACACACCAUCGUCAGCAAAUUUCACCACCUGCCCCACAACCUGGAGUGGGUACAAGCCUUCCGUAACUUCAUCCGGAACUGCAACCUCCAGAACACACACAUCUUCACCUUCCCCUUCAACGUCAGAGGGAACGGAGACUUCUUCUUAAAGUUCCAGGAAACUCUGAAGAGUAGAGGGAUCCCGAACAAGGUGUUAAUGAACCAUCCCCACCACAGGAGGCUCAUGUCCCGCUUCUGGGCGGAGGAAGGGCUGAACGAACCAACCCCAACGUCUGGUUUCUAUCUGGUGUCGGCAGCGCUGGCCUUCUGUCGUCACGUCCGUAUCUUCGGGUUCUGGCCGUUUCUGACGGACCGCCGCCAGAGGGCGCUGCAGUACCACUACACGCUGAACUACCUGCACCAGGACGGCGGGCUCAACAACUGGAACCACAGGAUAGACCGGGAGUUCUUCAAGUUGGUGGAGUUGUACAGGGACGGGGUUGUUGAACUAGUAACGGACACAUGCAGAUAA